GCUUAGGAGCGGCGAACGGAGCCAAAUCUUUGCGCAAGGUGCCGCGCGGGAUUCAGAGACCGGAGCAACAUGUGAGCGUGGGAUGCGAUCGCACGGAACACAGUUUUCCCGAAGUUUACUGAUUUUAUCCUUGUUAUGCAGCGAUUCCCUGUAUUUUACUCAAAUGUUUUAAGUGCCGAGAAGUCGUGGAAGGAAGGCAGCCUGUGCGAUCUUCAACCAAGAAAAAGGACCAAAUCGGGUUCGUUUGGAGAAACGAUUUAAAAGAGCAAAUUCAGUCGUUAAAUAGUUGCAUUUUUAUAUAAGCAACGUCAAUACCGUUAGGUACUGCAGGUUGUCCAGGAAAAGGGAGGAAGGAAGGCGAGAGAAAGGAAAGGAAAGGAAAGGAAAGGAAAGGAAGAAAGAAAGAAAUCAUGCAUUGAAGUCAUUUUAAAGCACCGCCUUAACUCUUAAAAAAACUCCCAUCGGAGCUGCAGCGAAAAGGCAUCGAGCAAUUGUUAUCUGUUCCUGCUCAGUUCCCGAGAAGCGAUCACUUUCGUUUUCGUUUUCCUACUUCUUGCCAAAAGGAGGCGGAUUUUGCCACUUUCCAGGGUUCUUCCGCCCGGAGCUGCUGGAUUUCGGGUGGGGAGAAGCACGAAAGUUUCUCCCUUCGUGGUACAGAAGAAGCAGGAUCAGAAUGGGUGCCACAGAGAACCUUCCGAAGAUCGACGAGGAAUUGUAUUCCCGCCAACUCUAUGUACUCGGGCAUGAGGCCAUGCAGAAGAUGGCUACAGCAACAGUGCUGGUUUCUGGAAUGACGGGGUUGGGAGUCGAGAUUGCCAAGAAUGUGAUUCUUGCAGGCGUGAAAUCUGUCACACUCCAUGACCAGGAUGAUGCUCAAUGGAGUGACCUGUCCUCACAGUUCUACCUGUCAGAGAACGAUUUGGGGCAAAACCGAGCUAUGGUUUCCCAGAAACAUCUCUCCAAGUUAAAUAGCAAUGUUGAGGUGAUCCCCCACACCAGUGAACUGACGGAGAACUUCUUGACUACAUUCAAGGUUGUGGUUCUGACCAACUCAUCCUUGAAGGAACAGCUGGAUAUCAGUGAUUUCUGCCAUGCCAAUCAAAUUUGCUUUGUCCUAGCUAACACAAAGGGCCUGGCUGGACAGGUUUUUUGUGAUUUUGGAGACAAGCAUGUGGUGUAUGAUCCUUCAGAAGUUGACCCUGCAUCUGCUGCCAUUGAACACAUCACCUUGGGUAAUCCUGGUCUCUUGUCUGUGGCCCAGGAUGAUGAGCAGGGACAUCACUUUACGGAUGGCGACUGGGUGAUGUUCUCUGAGAUUGAAGGGAUGACACAACUGAAUGGUUCUAAGCCACGCCAGAUUUGUGUGAAAGAGCAAAAAUACACCCUGGAAAUUGGAGAUACAUCUUCCUUUUCCCCAUACCAACAUGGUGGGAUUAUCACUCAAGUCAAGAUGCCUCAAAAACACUCCUUUAAGUCUCUGCGAGCCUCCAUGGCUAAUCCGAAGAUCAAUACCCAAGGUAGAAAGAAAAUGUUUCGUUAUCGCAUUCUUCAUGCAGCCUUUCAGGCACUUCACACAUUCCAGAAUAAAUUUGGUCGACUUCCUAGCCCUCAGAAUCGGGCAGAUGCAGACAUGUUAGUCGAGCUGGUGGAGUUUCCAAUUAUGGAUCAGGAACAAGAGAACCUUAUACGGACAUUUUCGUAUGGAUGUAUGGGGGAUCUGAGCCCUAUGAAUAGCCUUAUUGGAGGCCUUGCUGCCCAGGAAGUCCUAAAGGCUGUCUCAGGGAAAUUCACCCCUUUGGAUCAGUGGCUGUACUUUGAUGCCUAUGAAUGCCUGCCUGAGGGGGAGCAGCUGACAGAGAAAAACUGUGCCCCGCGUGGUAGUCGCUACGAUGGGCAGAUUGCUGUCUUUGGGGCUGACUUCCAAAAACGACUUGGGAAGCAGAAGUAUUUCCUGGUAGGAGCGGGUGCGAUUGGCUGUGAACUCUUGAAGAAUUUCGCAAUGAUUGGCUUGGCUGCUGGCGAGGGUGGGGAGAUCAUUGUGACAGACAUGGACAUCAUUGAAAAGUCCAACCUAAACAGGCAGUUCCUAUUUCGACCAGAAGAUCUAUCUAAGCAGAAGUCAGAAGUGGCUGCAGCUGCCAUAAGACGUAUGAAUCCCAAUAUCAAUGUAAUAGCUCAGCAAAAUCAGGUUGGGCCUGACACAGAACACUUCUAUGGGGAUGACUUCUUCCUGGGCUUGGAUGGUGUCGCCAGUGCCCUGGACAGCUUUCAAGGCAGAAACUAUGUGGGCGAAAGAUGUGUACGCUACCUCAAGCCUCUGCUUGAUGCUGGGACCGAUGGCACCAAGGGACAUGCCCUGGUCUUUGUGCCUUACCUGACAAAGACACAUGGACAAAUUCUGGAUGGGGAAAGUAGAAAGUUCCCUCUCUGCACUCUGCGCUAUUUUCCCAGUGCCAUCCAGCACACCAUUCAGUGGGCCCGAAAUCAAUUUGAGGAUCUUUUCAAAAGAAGACCAGAGUAUACUAAUAAGUUUCUGAGGGAUCCCACCUUCUUUGAGAAAGAAGGCAUGGAAAAUUUGGAGAUGCUGAAUCUAGUGAAGAUGAGUCUUCAGGAGCAGCCACACUGCUGGCGAGACUGCGUGGCCUGGGCCCGGAAACUUUGGGAGCGUCUUUUCUCUCAUGAAAUCCUGCAGUUGCUGUACAACUUUCCACCUAAAAAUGAGACAAGCUCUGGACUUCCUUUCUGGUCCGGAUCCAAGCGAUGCCCCCAGCAGCUCCAGUUUGACUACAAUAAUACCACCCACAAGACCUUCAUUGUGAUUGCCAGCCGCCUCUUUGCCGAGACAUACAGGCUGCUUGUUCAUGAAGAUGAAGCUACCACUUCCCAAGUCCUCCUUGAGUUGCAUCCCCCACCCUUCCAACCACGUCAAGAGAUGCAUAUCCCUGUUACUGAUGAGGAGAUUCCAACAUUACCAAGUGCCUCUAAUCAGAGAAUGUUGGUAGAACUGAAGCAAGAAUUGGGAAAGCUGAGAGAGGAGCUUGAAAAAGACAGUGUCCUCUUAUCUGGUUAUAUGGAGCCACUUCACUUUGAGAAGGAUAAGGAUUCCCAUUUGGAUUUCAUCACACAUGCAGCCAAUCUGCGAGCUGAGAACUAUGGCAUCUCUCCAGUGGAUAAGUUCCAGGCCAAGAAGAUUGCAGGCCAGAUUGUACCUGCUAUUGCCACAACAACAGCUGCUGUAGCUGGCCUGACCUGCCUGGAGCUUUACAAAUUGGUGUGGCAGCACAAGGAUCUCAGUUCCUAUCGCCAUGGCUCCCUCCAGCUCUCUGCUCCGUUCCUGGAUCGCUCCCAGCCUGUGCCAUCUCCACAAGAAUACAAGUGUCAGCAGAAGACAUGGAGCUGCUGGGACAGAAUUACUGUGCCUGGUUUUAAUUCCAAAGGAGAAGUUGUUACCUUGAGAGAGAUAUGUGAUCAUAUUCAGAGGGACCAUGACCUUGUGCCUCAGAAAUUGCUGUUUGAGACAGCCACUCUCUAUGAUAAGGAAGAUGAAACCAAAAGGCAACAACUUCCUUUCAGCCUAACAGAAUCGAUUUGUAAAACUGGGAAGUCAGUCCCCAAGGAGUGCCGUCUCUUGGUAUUGUCAAUGGUCUGUGAAAAUGAAGAACCCGAUGAUGAUUUACCACCUGUUCAUAUCAUGCUUCAACCAACCAGUAGUCAAAAAUAAAUUAUUUGUGCAACCGGAUCAGAAAGGAAGCAAGCUUGUUAAAUCUGACAGAAGCACUGAAAGGGACUUCUGUAAACAGAUAUUAAUGUAAGAAUGUGCUUUGGUGAAGGGAUGAAGGCGAUGUGUCUUCUCCAGUGCAUCAGCUUAAAUUUGCCUGCAGGAGUUAUCCUACCCCUGAGGGCCAUGAACAGAUAAUUUGUUGGAAAUGACUAUGAAGUGCAAUCUACAGAACUUCUUUUGUCGUAUCUUGAAUCUCUCUUCUCAUUAUGUUCCUAUAUCACGUCAGUUGGGUGUGUGGCAACAUUACAUUAACCUGCUCUGCUUUGUCAGAGAGUUUAUUGAACUGGCACCCUCCUUUGAGUGUUGGUCUGUGAUUUGUAGGCACACUGCAAAUGCGAGUGGGGAUUAGUCUCGUUGUAGUCCAACACAGCUGGAAGGCCCCAGGCUAGGAACAUCUGCCUUAAAGGAUGAGAUAUUUUCAUUAUUUCAGCACCGAAAGACCUAACCUUCAGUGUUCAACUAGUAUCUCCAAUUAGAUGAGAAAGUUUGAAGGACACGCUAGGAGAGGUUUUGGAAAGCCAGUCGCAAUUAGAGCAAGACAGCGUUGGGCUAGAUGUAGCAAUAAUCAACCAGAGUACCUUCAAGCUUUCAGCUGUCCCUGUAUUUUGAAUAUGUGCAAUGGGAAGGGACAUUAGAGUACUGUGAGAUAUUUGAGAGGCACUAAUUUGUGCUGUAGUUGAGGGCAAAAUCUGAGUUUAAAUGCCUUGAUUGUUGAUUGGGCAGCAUGGCGCAAACCGUUAUCUUUUUCUUUACAGUAAGAUGGGAUUAUCAUGGGGAUGAAUGAGACUUUGUAAAACAUUCAUUAUGCAAUCUGAAAGGAAGAGCAGAAACUGCCUUAUAUAAGGGCUUCAUCUAGCUCACUAUCGUCUCCAUACUUAACAAAUAUGGAUGCAGUUCUUUCAAGUCCUACGUGCAGAUACCAAGGACUGAAUGGGCAUCUUGCAUUUAAAAAAUGUGCUCUCCCAAUGUAACCUACUCCUUGUUACACAUUGUUACCAAUGGAAUUGAUAGUGCCCAUGGGUCUUCAGGAUAAACCACAGCCUCCCUGAUUGUUUGCCACCCAGCUUCAUGAAAGAGAGCGCUUUGCUCCCACUAUUGUAGAUAGAUCCAGAAGAAACUUACGUAGUUGUAAGCAAAUUGCUUUGCCGUAUUGUACACCUAUUAGUUUUAGUUCUGUCCACUCAGAUCCACCUUUGUUGUGACAGCUGUAUAGCUAUGGUAGUCCUUGACUUACGGCUAUAAUGGGGUCUGCCCAUUAUAUAAUAAAUAAAUAAUAAGUCAUGAUGUCCGUAGAGCAGGUUAUCAUGUGACCAACCUGAUUAUAGAAACUAUAUUUUGCAGCGGUUAAGUGCAGACAUUAUUCAUUAUGAGGUGUUUUUGCCAAAAACCAGAAGUAAACAUUGAUUUUCAGCAAAAAUGUAAAUUGUGAUCACAUGACUGCAGGAUGCUGCAAAUGUUCAUAAAUGCAACCCAGUUGAUGAGGACUCAAAAUUCAGUCACAUGACUAUGGGAGGUGGCAGCUGUUAUAAGUUUGGAACUGAGUUGCAAGUUUCUUUUAGGGGAGUCUUCUUGUAAUGUUAAAUGGUCCCUAAGUGAGCAGUCGUAAGUGGAGAACUAGCUUAUUUGUAAACUGCUACCUUGUAAAUUCUAUCAUCUUUUGCCCCAGCUCCUGAAACAUCCAGCUGUUUGAACUGGGUUUCUCACAUUUUAUUUCCCUUCUGAUAAGAAAGAUAAGAGUCUGCCUAUAAUGUUAAGAAUCGUUAAGAACAACUUGGCUGACAAUUCCGUAUGUGGUUUGAUUUUUAAGAAAGACUAUGAGGGACGUGCAUAAGAGCACAAAUGUGCCUACCGUUCCUGUCCUAUUGUUCCUUUUCAUUAUAUCAAAUUAACAUAGUUGUUACAUUCUUUUGCUUAUAUAUAUAUAUUUCUUAUAUGAUCUGUUGUUGUUUUAUGUCGAUGUUUGUAUACUGUUGUGACAAAAUGGAAUAAAAUAAAUAAAUAAAUAAAUACUUCA
Ahaetulla prasina is the source of this 5795-nucleotide messenger RNA. RefSeq names its product ubiquitin like modifier activating enzyme 7 (gene UBA7). Gene Ontology annotation, molecular function: ubiquitin activating enzyme activity; SUMO activating enzyme activity. Gene Ontology annotation, biological process: protein sumoylation; protein ubiquitination; DNA damage response. The record is from RefSeq and is a predicted model, not a curated record. The transcript is spliced from 25 exons. Bases 674 to 3721 code for a protein of 1015 amino acids. Lineage: Eukaryota; Metazoa; Chordata; Lepidosauria; Squamata; Colubridae. Gene Ontology annotation, cellular component: nucleus; SUMO activating enzyme complex; cytoplasm.